Oldenlandia corymbosa var. corymbosa is the source of this 195-nucleotide messenger RNA. The record is from the annotation of a GenBank genome assembly. Lineage: Eukaryota; Viridiplantae; Streptophyta; Magnoliopsida; Gentianales; Rubiaceae.
AUGACUCCAGGAUCAGGAGUUUGGGGAUCGCUUGUAACAAUGACUUUCCAAGUUCUAGUUGAUCCAUCGGAGAUCACAUCCAUAUUCUCCAACACUGGAUAUAUUGCAUCUCUAACCAAGGUCAUCGAGUGUACAAUGGACACGAUCAAAAAUUCUUUGCUUCGCGAUCUUCUCGUCCUUACAAAUGGCAGUUGA